Nilaparvata lugens (brown planthopper) is the source of this 399-nucleotide messenger RNA. Its product is annotated as diuretic hormone receptor-like. Gene Ontology annotation, cellular component: plasma membrane. Gene Ontology annotation, molecular function: peptide hormone binding; G protein-coupled peptide receptor activity. The transcript has 5 exons. Bases 1 to 399 code for a protein of 132 amino acids. The record is from RefSeq and is a predicted model, not a curated record. Gene Ontology annotation, biological process: cell surface receptor signaling pathway; adenylate cyclase-modulating G protein-coupled receptor signaling pathway. Lineage: Eukaryota; Metazoa; Arthropoda; Insecta; Hemiptera; Delphacidae.
AUGGUAAAGUGUGCAGUAAACGCAACAAGGUUCUGCCACUUGAAUGGUUCGUGGGACAACUACACCGACUACACGACCUGCAAAGAUCUCAACCAAAUGCCUGAGAUAGAGCCUGGCAUAGAAGUGGCAACUAUGAUCUACUCCGGUGGAUAUGCACUCAGUCUAGUGGCACUUCUCAUAGCUGUUUGGAUAUUCCUUUAUUUCAAAGACCUGAGAUGCUUGAGGAAUACGAUCCAUACGAAUCUGAUGUGCACCUAUAUAUUAGCUGACUUCAUGUGGAUACUAAACAUUACGUUACAGAUGUCGAUGCCAGCUAAUAUGACAGCUUGCUUCAUUUUGGUUGUGAUGCUUCACUACUUCCACCUUACCAAUUUCUUCUGGAUGUUCGUUGAGGUGUGA